Molecule: messenger RNA, 1656 nt
Organism: Prunus avium (sweet cherry)
Lineage: Eukaryota; Viridiplantae; Streptophyta; Magnoliopsida; Rosales; Rosaceae
Product: mannan endo-1,4-beta-mannosidase 7-like
Biological process (GO): polysaccharide catabolic process
Molecular function (GO): mannan endo-1,4-beta-mannosidase activity
Source: RefSeq, a predicted model, not a curated record
UUAUAAAUUUCCUUUCUUUUCAUUUUCUUGUAAUCUGAAUUUAUUAGAGACAGAGCAAACAGAGGAAGCGAAACAGGAAGAAAGAAAAAUGAAGCGUUGGGGUGUGGUUUUCUUUGUUCUUCUGCUUAUCCAAAAUCAAGGAAUUUUGAAACCAGUAGAAGCAGAAGAUGGGUUUGUGAAAACCAGAGGACUUCAACUUGUCUUGAAUGGAAUCCCUUACUAUGCGAAUGGGUUCAAUGCCUACUGGUUGAUGUACGUGGCCACAGACCCGUCCCAGAGAGGCAAAAUAUCAUCUGCCUUUCAAGAGGCUACAAAACAUGGCCUCUCCAUAGCAAGAACUUGGGCUUUCAGCGAUGGCGGUUACAGGCCUUUACAGUCCUCUCCCGGCUCCUACAAUGAGCAAACUUUCCAGGGUUUGGAUUUUGCGAUAUCUGAGGCGAAGAAGCAUGGGAUUAAGCUGAUAUUGAGUUUGGUGAAUAACUAUGACAACUUUGGAGGCAGAAAACAGUAUGUGGACUGGGCUAGAAGCCAAGGGCAGUCUAUAACAUCAGAGGACGAUUUCUAUACCAAUUCUGUAGUGAAGGAUUUUUACAGAAAUCAUAUCAAGACUGUACUUACGAGGACAAACAGUCUGACUGGAGUUGCUUACAAAGAUGAACCAACCAUAAUGGCUUGGGAGCUGAUGAAUGAGCCAAGAUGCACUUCAGACCCAUCAGGAAAAACCAUUCAGGCUUGGAUAACCGAGAUGGCAUCUUACUUGAAAUCUAUAGAUGGAAAUCACUUGCUAGAAGUUGGUCUUGAAGGGUUUUAUGGAGCAUCGAAGCAGCAAACUAAUCCAAAUUACUAUCAAGUGGGAACAGAUUUUAUUGCAAAUAAUCAGAUCCCCGGCAUUGACUUUGCUACUGUUCACUCAUAUCCUGACCAAUGGUUAUCUGGGUCAAGUUAUGAAGACCAAGUCUCUUUCUUGAACAAUUGGGUGAAUGAUCAUAUCCAAGAUGCACAAAACAUCCUCAAGAAGCCAAUUCUCUUUGCCGAGUUUGGAAGGUCUUUGAAAGAGUCAGGUUACACCACAAACCAACGGGACCGAGUUUUCACCACAGUCUACUCGGCCAUCUACUCGUCGGCUAGGGGUGGAGGUGCAGCUGUUGGUGGCUUAUUCUGGCAGCUUCUGGCUGAAGGAAUGGAUUCUUUCCAAGACGGGUACGGCAUUGUGUUGAGUGAGAGCUCCUCAACAGUUAGUUUGAUUUCUGAGGAGUCUCAGAGGCUUAUUAAGAUUCGGAAGAUGUAUGCCAGGCUGAGAAACAUUGAGAAGUGGAAGCGAGCAAGGGAGAUUAGAAGGGCUCAAUGGUGGUCUGGGAACAAGGUCAAUGAUACAGGAAACUGAGAAAAGAGAAUUGUAUUUAAGCAACAAUCCCAAAAUGUACUUCACUAGAUAUAUAGAUGAAAGAUACAGCUUUAUUAAGUAACAAGCAGGUUUAGUUACAUACAUCAAAGCAAGUUGUUAAUUUACAUAAAUAAGUGUUCCGGCUACAUUAAGUUAAAGCUACGAGCGAGCUUCAUCAAGGUACUGUCACUGUGGCUCAAUCUGAACAAGUACCCCUUUGUAAAAUUGAUGGAUUUAAAUGACAGUUCCAUCUUUAAUAGUUGCAUUCUUCA